AUGCCCGAGGCAGCCCCCAACACAGACGAUCUGCAAAUCAGCUUCCAGCAAGUGGACGUCGACCUCGACGUACAAGAAAUUCUCCUCGCCGCCUCCCAACACGACAUCCCCAAGCUCCGCCGGCUUGUCCGCACUCAAUCCGCACUCCCAGAUGCCGCGAACGUCAAAGACCCAGAAACGGGGUACUCGCCUCUCCACGCCGCGAUCGCAGCAUGCGAGUCCGAGACAGAGGAAGAAGAGACAAGAGUAAACGGCGCCAAUGGCGCCACCAGUGGUGCUGCUGCGAGUGAUGACAGUGCUGAGAUAGUGCAGUCUGGCGUGGAGACGGUCAAGUUCUUGUUACAGGAGGGUGCUAUUUGGAAUGACCUGGAUAACAACGACGAGACGCCGGGCUGCUUGGCGCGCAGAAUCGGGGUACAGCAGCUGUAUGAGCUUAUUGUUGAUGCGGGAGUUCGAGCAGAAUUGCUGCUGAAUCGGUUAGAUGGGUAUGAGGCGCUGUCUGAUGGGGAGGACGACGAUGGUGAUGAGCAAGAAGAAGAAGGACAAAAAGAGACAGAAACACCAGAGGGAGACGAAACAGCGCCGGAGCUGGUUGAAGCCACUGCCGAAACUGCGACAGAAACCAGCAACCCCAGCGUGACGAACCCGCGCUACCUGGACUCCCACCUCAACAUCAACAACGAGCGGAUCCUGGACUCCGACCAGAAUGGGGUGAUGAUGAGCUGGGAGAGCGAGAUCAUGCGCAAGUCCGCCGCAGCGCUACUCCCACGAUCAGGCCUCAAAGUGCUAAACAUCGGGCACGGAAUGGGAAUCGUGGACGGAUUCCUACAGGACCACUCACCAGCUUCGCACCACAUCGUCGAAGCGCACAGCGAUGUCGUCGCAGCGAUGAAGCAGAAGGGAUGGGACUCCAAGCCCGGCGUGGUCAUCCACGAGGGCCGGUGGCAGGAUAUUCUGCCGGAACUGGUGAUGCAGGGAGAGACCUUUGACGCGAUCUACUAUGAUACCUUUGCGGAGUCAUAUGGCGAUUUCAGGGAGUUUUUUUCAGAGCAGGUCAUCGGGUUGCUGGAGCAGGAUGGAAAAUGGGGGUUCUUUAAUGGGAUGGGUGCUGAUCGGCAGAUCUCGUAUGAUGUAUAUCAGAAAGUGGUGGAGAUGGAUUUGUUCGAGGCUGGGUUUGAAGUCGAUUGGGAGGAGAUCCCGGUGCCGAAGCUGGAGGGCGAGUGGGAGGGUGUGCGGAGGGCGUACUGGGUUGUGGACAACUAUCGGUUGCCACUGUGUCGGUUUAUGGAUUGA
Penicillium riverlandense is the source of this 1293-nucleotide messenger RNA. RefSeq names its product protein-arginine N5-methyltransferase (gene rmt2). The record is from RefSeq and is a predicted model, not a curated record. Gene Ontology annotation, biological process: peptidyl-arginine methylation. Gene Ontology annotation, cellular component: nucleus; cytoplasm. Gene Ontology annotation, molecular function: protein arginine N5-methyltransferase activity. The transcript has a single exon. Lineage: Eukaryota; Fungi; Ascomycota; Eurotiomycetes; Eurotiales; Aspergillaceae. Bases 1 to 1293 code for a protein of 430 amino acids.